Messenger RNA from Thlaspi arvense, 2226 nucleotides. The record is from the annotation of a GenBank genome assembly. NCBI's taxonomy places the organism in Eukaryota, Viridiplantae, Streptophyta, Magnoliopsida, Brassicales, Brassicaceae.
AUGACUGGCAGAGAUCACUCGCAUUGCUCGAUUGGGUUAAUGAGGAAGCUGAAUACACUCCUUCUGAGCGUGUUUAGAGUUAAGCAAUUCGACAUUGCACACGGACUGUUCGACGAAAUGCGUCAGAGAGCUCUUGCGCCUGAUAGGUUCACUUAUUCGACGCUAAUUACAUCGUUUGGCAAAGAGCUAUGUUCGAUUCGGCUCUUUCUUGGCUUCAGAAGAUGGAGCAAGAUCGUGUUUCAGGUGAUCUUGUCUUAUACAGCAACCUCAUCGAGCUUUGAGCUUUCUAGGAGGCUGUGUGAUUACUCAUAUGGGGAAAUUAGACCGAGCAGCGAUCAAGUUCUGUAUCAAACAAUGAUUGUGGCUUAUGAAAGAGUUGGUCUAAUGGGUCAUGCUAAGCGUCUGCUUCAAGAACUAAAGCGUCCUGAUAACUUCACCAUUCUUGCGAAAGCCGGGAGAGUCGAAGAGGCCAAAUGGGUUUUCCGGCAAGCUUUUGAUUCAUGGGAUAUUAAAGACAUAUCUGUGUUUGGCUGUAUCACAAAGAGCAAAACCGGUAAUUAUAGAUCUGAUGUUUUUUUGGGUUACACGAAGCAUUCCAACAGCAAUCAAGCUCUUCACAGGUGCUUGAUCCCUUUAAAACCGGAAUCUGAUGUUCGUGAUAUACCAAAAGCUUUGUUGGGACGAAGGCCGCUUCUAAUGCUUGCUCCUUGCAUUUUCCUUCAGCUUGAGACAAUCCGUUUUCUCAAGAUAAGAAUCUGCUGCCUGAAAUAUGGGACAUGGGAGUUAGAAAUCCAUGGCGAUGCAGUUUUGAUUCAGAGAGGCCGUCUUACUUCCUAUGUGCAGAUGUUGGAUAGAUGUAAUUUAGGAUCUGAUAGUAUCGCUUUGUUAGUCAGGAGUAUAAGUGAAGAUACUGAACAAUCAAUGACAGUGAAAAAGAAGAAAAACAAGAAGAAAAGUUACUGGUUAGCUUCGGUUUUCUUGCAGAACGAGAGAUGUCAUCCUCAGAUUUUACAUUUGAUUGAGAAAGAAGGAAAGCCAUUACAGGCUCGAGAAGAACAAAUAGCAAAAUACAAAAAGAAUAAACUGUUGACCCAGUCAAAAGAGCAUAUCGUGGUGGAGAAGUGGGUUUUGUGGCUGCAUCAUAGCCAUGUUGUUGCUGCAGCUUCUUAGACCAAACCCUUGUCCCACCGUCGCUUGGUAAACAGAGUCAUCGAGUUGAGAGAAGCUGCCGUUGUCAUGGUUAUAGAGAAAGAUUGAGAACUUGCUCUGAUGGUUAUCCAAUGAACCAGUUGCGAAGCCGCCGGGCGAGAUGGUUCGUUGACGACUCUGUCCAUUAUUGAUUUAGCGAUGGAGAUAAAUGUGUUGUGCAGCCGGAUGAAGCCGCAAGACUCUGAUCGUCAAACAUCAAAGGAUCAUUGAUCAGUGAAGGAGAUAAAUCCGAGCCUGGAGAAUUCUGAUUUUGUUCGGUCGACCUUGAUGCAACAACACAGUCGUAUGAAACCGCAAGGCUCUGAAUCUGAUCGGGCUCGGUCUGAAGAAGCCGACGCUUGUCUUGGAAUAUCCGUAAGCGACUCUCCAAGGAAUGCUCCAACUCUAAGACUUUCUCUGAGAAUUUAUUGUCGUUUUUCUCCAGAGAUCUCUUCCUCUCCUCGUUGAGCUUCUUGUUAAGAAACUGAGAGAGGUUGGUGCUUUUCUUGCGUUUUUCGUUGUGGCUUAGUUUGCUAAACCUCUCGGCCAUGUCUCUGACCUUGGAUUGAUCCUCGGGCCAUGUCUUGAUGAGUUCCCCGUCACGGCCGUAAUAGAGGACGCAGAGUUGGACGUCGCAUAGAGUCGAGAGCUGGGAGGCUUUUCUGAGCAUGGUCGCUUCUCUCAUACCCAAAUUUGUCAUCUUUGUUGAAACGAGUUUGAUUUCUCACCGACAAUUUGGUUUUCGCCUUUGUCGAAAGCGAAGGAUCCGUUGUUCACGCCAAAGAAAAAGAAACAAGAAGAAGAAUGCUUCUAGGGUUUCGGAAUCGCAAAGAGGAUUAAUGGGAUAUUAAGCGAGGGUAAUAAUGAAUAGUGAACAACAGCAACGGAGGUUCAGGGUUGUGUGUGUGUGUAUAUAUUAAAAGAGUGGGACACUUAAUUUCCAUUUUCUCCUAUUAAUCUAGCCGUUGGGGGAAUUUCCAUAUUUCGGGAUUGCUUGGGGAGGAAGGCUGUAGAAGCUUCCCACUGCUGAGAAAAAAA